Messenger RNA from Postia placenta MAD-698-R-SB12, 1322 nucleotides. RefSeq lists its product as hypothetical. The record is from RefSeq and is a predicted model, not a curated record. Lineage: Eukaryota; Fungi; Basidiomycota; Agaricomycetes; Polyporales; Adustoporiaceae. Bases 1 to 1233 code for a protein of 410 amino acids. Gene Ontology annotation, molecular function: epoxide hydrolase activity. Gene Ontology annotation, biological process: epoxide metabolic process. The transcript has 8 exons.
AUGUCAGACACCGAGAAGGCAUUCCAGAUCAACGUCUCUGACGCAGACAUCGAGUUCUUGCACAAAAAGCUGGAGCUUACGCGUUUUCCCGACGAACUUGACGAAGCCGGUUGGAACUACGGUGCCCCUCUUGCGGACGUCCGACGCCUGGUGGCGCGCUGGAAGGACGGGUAUGACUGGCGCAAGGUCGAGGCAGAGAUCAACGCGAUUCCUCAGUUCACCAGGGACAUCGAUGUAGACGGCUUCGGCACGCUCAACAUCCAUUAUAUUCACCAGAAGAGCUCUGUAGCGACGGCAGUGCCGCUGCUGUUCGUACAUGGCUGGCCGGGGCACUUCCUGGAAGUGCGCAAGAUGCUGCCGAUUCUGACGGCCGCGUCACCGGACCAUCCGAGCUUCCAUGUUGUCGCACUGAGCUUGCCGGGCUAUGGGUUCUCCGAGGCACCCAAGAAGAAGGGCUUUAGGGGGCUGCAGUAUGCUGAGGUCGCAAACAAGCUGAUGCUUGCUCUCGGGUACAAUGAGUACGUCGUGCAGGGUGGUGAUUGGGGCUACUACAUUUCCAAACUAAUCGUCGCAGAGUAUGGCACCAAGACCGUCAAGGCCUGGCAUACCAACAUGCCUGUUGCCGGACCACCAAGCGUGUGGACGCAUCCAGGCCAGUUUCUCCUAUUCUUGGUGAAGCCAUUCACUGCCGCCGAGCGCGCUGGCUUCGGUCACUCGCAGACGUUCCAGAAGAAGGGAAAUGGGUACUUCAUGGAGCAGUCAACGCAGCCACAGACGGUCGGCUACAGCCUGGCAGACUCGCCCGCAGGUCUGCUCGCGUGGAUCUACGAGAAGCUCGUCCGGUGCACGGACAGCUAUGCAUGGGAGGAUGACGAGGUGCUUACGUGGAUCUCGGUCUACUGGUUCUCGCGCGCCGGCCCUGCUGCGUCGGUCAGGAUCUAUUACGAGGUCAUUCAGGACGACCCCGGCGCCUUGCGAAUGGCGAAAUAUAGCCCAAUUCCUCUUGGGCUGUCCUUCUUCCCUAAGGAGCCCGUAGUCGUGCCAAGAUUAUGGGCAAGGACGCUCGGCAACGUUGUGUUCGAGGCUGAACACGAAAGAGGCGGCCACUUUGCGGCUCACGAAAGACCGGAGGACCUCGCGGGCGACCUGCGCAAGAUGUUCGGCAAGGGCGGCCCUGCGUACGGCGUUGUGCCGGGCAAGGACGGCUACGUCGGCCGCGAUGCACGUCUGUGACAGCAUUGUCCGUGUAUACAUCAUGGUGCACCAAAGGUACUGUAUUGUACGCUUGCUAUCGCAAUUCUGUCGUCGUGUUUGCACCUGCG